AUGGUGCGCAUCGCUGCCUUGCUGCCGCUGUGGGCCCUCGGCGCCGCCGGGCACGGCGAGGCCAAGUGCCGCGCGGACACGGGUGGCACUUGCAAACUCUUCGGUUGCCGCACGUCGCGCCGCGGCGCCGAGUGCGACACGGCCACGUCCAAGUGCGUGUGCCCGGAGGGGACGUGCUCGUCGGAGGAGGGCAUCUGCGUGCCGCAGCAGGCGGUCUGCAGCGCGGACACGGGCGGCACCUGCAGGGCGUUCGGCUGCGACGACUGGCGCCGCGGCGCCAAGUGCAACACGACCGCGGGCUACAAGUGCCUGUGCCCGCACGGGAUGUGCUCGUCGAUGGACGGCAGCUGCGUGGGUGGGAAAACGAGAGAGGCCGCGAGCCAGAAGAGGCUGCUCACGGGCGACACGUGCAACAUGUUCUUCGGAGUGACCAUGCUCGGCUGCCCCUCCGAGGCCGAGGUGGGGCCCACCGAGUGUGUGGCCGGGAAGUGCAUCUGCAAGGAGGGGCUCUACUACUUCUGCCACCUCAAGAGCGAUAACAGAACCUGGUCUGGUUGCAGCAAGGAGUGCAGGUGCCAGAAGAGCCGCCCAGCAGACAGUUGCACACGGACAGCCCCAACGACAUCCGCGCCCGCCGCGUCCCUACAGGUUUGA
This is a messenger RNA of Prorocentrum cordatum, 654 nucleotides long. The record is from the annotation of a GenBank genome assembly. Lineage: Eukaryota; Dinophyceae; Prorocentrales; Prorocentraceae.